AUGUAUGGAAUUCACAUUUAUCCAAUAUCAAUUCUUAAAAGUUGCAGUAGUAGCAGCAGUAGCAGCAGUAGUAGUAGCAGUAGUAGUAGCAGUAAUAGCAGUAGUAGCAGUAGCAGUAGUAGUAGCAGUAGUAGUAACACUAGUAGCAGCAGUAGCAACAACAGUAGUAGAAGCAGUAGUAGCAGUAGUAGUAGCAGUAGUAGCAGCAGUAGUAGCAGCAGCAGUAGUAGUAGAAGUAGUAGCAGUAGCAAUAGCAGUAUUAGCAGCAGAAGUAGUAGCAGUAGCAGCAAUAGUAGUAGUAGCAGCAACAACAACAGCAACAACAACAACAGCAGCAGCAUCAAUAGUAGCACCACCAACAACAGUAGCAGUAGUAGUAGCAGCAACAACAACAACAGCAGCAGCAGUAGUAGCAGUAAUAGCAGUUUAUAUGAGAAUGGACACUUAGGCGUAAAACAGAAACAAAAUGGACAAAAUGAGCUGAAGUUGCAAAGGUGUGCAUCGUCAAGCACACUUGGUGAUCUACCAAAUAGAAAAGUUCCGCCUUCUGUUACAGAAAGUGAGCCCUGA
Molecule: messenger RNA, 570 nt
Organism: Solanum lycopersicum (tomato)
Lineage: Eukaryota; Viridiplantae; Streptophyta; Magnoliopsida; Solanales; Solanaceae
Product: protein DSE2-like
Source: RefSeq, a predicted model, not a curated record